Messenger RNA from Penicillium odoratum, 1374 nucleotides. Its product is annotated as Major facilitator superfamily domain general substrate transporter. The transcript has 4 exons. Lineage: Eukaryota; Fungi; Ascomycota; Eurotiomycetes; Eurotiales; Aspergillaceae. The coding region runs from base 1 to 1374 and encodes 457 amino acids. The record is from RefSeq and is a predicted model, not a curated record.
AUGGCUCUCGAUCGUUUGAUCGAAUUCUACCGAUCAUGUCUUUUCCAGAUCAUUAUCGUAGGAUUGGUCGCUUUUUGCGAGCCCGGCAUCUGGACUGCCCUCAACAACCUUGGAGCAGGUGGUAACGCCAGUCCUCAACUCAACAACGCUGCCAAUGCCUUGACAUAUGGACUCAUGUCGGUAGGAUGUUUUCUUGCUGGCGGUGUCACCAACAAAAUCACUGCGAAAUGGACCUUGUUCAUCGGAGCUGCAUUCUAUACUCCCUAUGCAGCUGGUUUAUACUGCAAUAAUCGCUAUGGAAAUGAAUGGUUUUUAUUGCUUGGAGCCGCUCUUUGUGGAAUUGGAGCCUCUCUUCUAUGGGCCAGUGAGGCUGCCAUCGCGGUUGGAUAUCCAGAGGAGGAGAAGCGAGGACGAUACGUUGGAAUCUGGAUGGGUAUCCGACAAAUGGGACCGCUAGUUGGCGGCGCGAUAUCCCUCGCUCUUAAUAUCAAUACCGCACAUGUCGGCAAGGUCACCUACACAACAUACUUGGGCCUCGUUGCCAGUUCAUCCCUUGGAGCACCUUUCGCAUUGUUGCUAUCGCAGCCACAAAAGGUGAUCAGAAAAAAUGGCACCAGUAUUCCUUACAUGAAAGACACGAGCUUUGCAAUUGAGGCGCGAGCUAUCUGGAAGCAACUCAGGAAUAAAUACAUGUUGCUACUUAUUCCGGUCUUCCUUGCAGGACAAUUUGGUACAACUUACCAAGGAAAUUAUCUGACAACAUAUUUCACUGUCCGCUCCCGAGCCCUUGCAUCUUUCCUAACGGCUGUUGUUGGCGCCAUAGCCAACGUGGUGACAGGCAUACUUCUGGAUCUCAAGUAUUUCUCCCGACGCACGAGAUCCAAAGCCGUGUAUAUAUUCGUCCUCGUAUUCGUUACUGCAGCUUGGAUAUGGAACGCUGUCACACAGACGAAGCUCUCCCGUAUGGCUGAUCCACCCGCCUUCGAUAUGGGUGAUGGUCCCUUUUUCAAUUCGUCCUUUGCCGUCUACAUGUUCUUCAAAUUCUUCUACGAGGUGCUACAAACAUACAUCUAUUGGUUAAUGGCUGAGAUCAAAGGAGCCCAGCGAGACGGUGAUAUUGCAAGGACGACGGGAAUUCUCAGAUCGUGGGAGUCUAUUGGCAGCACUAUUGCUUACGCGGUCGGCGCAACUUCCUGGUCCAACUUGAACCAGAUGAUACUAGGAUUCUCACUGUGGGGGUUCACAAUCCCUUUCACUAUGCUCGCUGUGUUUGGCAAUUGGAAUCAGGAUACGCCUGAGAUGGAGCAACUUGAAGAGGAUAGCAGUAGCCUCGAGGCACAGCGGGUGGUCAUCAAUUCCGACGGGAAGGAUUGA